Solanum pennellii is the source of this 1980-nucleotide messenger RNA. RefSeq names its product heavy metal-associated isoprenylated plant protein 39. The record is from RefSeq and is a predicted model, not a curated record. Gene Ontology annotation, molecular function: metal ion binding. Bases 1073 to 1603 code for a protein of 176 amino acids. Lineage: Eukaryota; Viridiplantae; Streptophyta; Magnoliopsida; Solanales; Solanaceae. The transcript is spliced from 2 exons.
GGGGGGAGUGUUUCCAAUUAAUUUAUUUUGCAGUUUUAAAGUUAAAAACUAGUGAUUGAAUAUUUCGAAUUAUCAAUGGUUGCCUACGGGUUAUGUUGCUCGAACACUCUAAAAAUGUUGCCAUUGGCAGGUUAGAUUCUUCAAAAAUGCACUACUUUUUGAUAAUCCGACAUGAAUGUGGAAGAGUUCGAGCAACCUAGUCUCUUGGUACAAAUGGUACUCAGUGGACAUUUUAGAGAGUUCGAGCAACAUAGUCUCUGGGAAUUUCAUAUUAUGAUUUCAUAUCACAUGGCCAGACGGGCCCUUGAUAUUAAGCAAGUAGUGUCAUCUAACACCUCUUAUGUCGAACAAUUUAAUUGAUAUGUGUGUGAAUAAAAUUAAAUGAUUAUGCAUACCGGUUUAACGACUACAAGUAAUUCUUUUGAUGUGAACAUAUUUAUCUUGAGCAAAAAGGGAAAGAAUUUAGUUUGGGUAAUCAAUUGAGUUGGUGGUGAGUCAUUGUUAAAGGAUUAGGAGGGUCUAAUACUGAAGAUGGUAGUUCUCCAACUUGGAUUAGGUACUAAGCCAUUUAGUACCAAUAGUCUCCAAAUUGGAUUCUACUUUCAACUAAUUGAAAUGAAAAUGAGAAGUCAAUUUUUACAUCGAUUGUGAUGUGGCGCCACGUCAAGUGGGGUCCACUUCAUGUAAGCUGUCCUCCAUUUCAAUCUCCAUAUUCUUUCUUUGGGAGGAUGAGUGGUUUUCGUUGAGCCGAGAGUGUAUUAGAAACGGGCUCUUCCCAGACCGGGGAUUACUCUCUGUGUGUUGUUGUAUAUAUAUAUAUUUUGAUAUAUUUUACAUUUUUAAGUUUUUUGGUGAUGAUUACGAAAGCACUACCUAUAAUAAUAUUUUCCUAAGAAAUUAUUGAAUGAGUGGUUGUUCUAUCAACUUCAAUUGCUGCAUUAUUUUCAGUAGUGGUCAAUUCAAUUUGCUGUAAUGGCCUAAUGCUCUUUGGAGAAAAAUGAUUUGCUUUAGAAAUAACCAAAUCAUGAUGGUUGUGCAGUAACAGUUAAAAUCUGGAAUUGAUGAAAUCUCGAUGGAUAUGAAAGGUAAGAAAUUAACCAUCAUCGGAACAGUUGAUCCAGUGAGUGUAGUGAGCAAACUUCGGAAAUUUUGGCCAGCACACAUAAUCUCCGUAGGACCAGCCAAAGAGCCAGAGAAGAAAGAGGAACCAAAGAAAGAAGAGGCCAAGAAAGAGGAGGCUAAGAAGGAGGGCGAGGGCAAGAAAGAAGACGCUCCGAAGGAGGAAAAGAAAGAGGAGGGUAAGAAGGAAGAAGAAGGUAAGAAGGAUGAAAAUAAGAAAGACGAGCCCAAAAAGGACGGAGAGAAGAAGGCAGAACCACAGCCACAGCCACAGCCAAUGCCAAUGCCGAUGCCUAUGCCAUUCCCACAUCAUCAAGGCUAUAAUCAAUCCGUGGUUGGCAUGGUACCUUAUCGGCCAUACUAUCCUCCUCCUCCUCAUAUGCAAGCUAUGCCCUAUCGUCCAUAUUAUCCUCCUCCCGCGCAAACAUACUACCAGGUUCAUCACAGCAUGGAAGAGAAUCCUAAUUCAUGUGUUAUCUGUUAAAUUGGUUCGGAGAACGAAAUGGGAUCAUAUAUAUUAUAUAGACAUAGCUCUCCGUUCUUCUUGUUUCGAGUUGGUCUAGGGUUAUAAUCUGUUACCAUGAACCGAGACUAGCAUUCAAGAACAGAGAAAAUCCAUUGUGAAUACACAAUGAUCAUGCCAUCAUAUUUGUCUUUGCAGAAUUAAGAAAUUGUGUAUAGAGAAUUAAAUAAGAGUUUUGCUCCCUUCUUUUUUGCUUAUAAAUUCUUACAGAGAAAUGCUCGUUGUGUGCACUCUAUUCUUGGAGUUGUGGGGAACUCUUUAGGUCGUUUAGUUCAUGGACUAAGUUAUUUUGGGAUUAUCGAUUUUGAAAUUGUAGUAUUUCAACCAAUUUAAGACAA